AUGUUCUCAAGACUCGCUACUCAAACCUUUGCGAAAGCACCCACGUCAUGGGUUAGACUCAUGACUACAGAGACCAGACAGGCUAUCACAUCUGCAAUCAAAUCUGCACCAGUUGUGUUGUUCAUGAAAGGCACACCUGAGUUUCCGCAAUGUGGAUUCUCAAAGGCCACUAUCGGUAUGCUGGGGCAGCAAGGUGUAGAUCCACUCAAAUUUGCUGCUUACAAUGUGUUGGAAGAUCCAGAGCUGCGCGAAGGCAUCAAGGAGAUCAGCGAGUGGCCUACAAUCCCACAGUUAUAUGUAAACGAAGAAUUUAUCGGAGGCUGCGACAUUGUCAUGAGUAUGGCUCAGUCUGGCGAGCUUACCAAACUUCUGGAAGAAGCAAAAGCUUUGGUACCGGAGGAGGAUGACGAGUGA
Molecule: messenger RNA, 414 nt
Organism: Lachancea meyersii CBS 8951
Lineage: Eukaryota; Fungi; Ascomycota; Saccharomycetes; Saccharomycetales; Saccharomycetaceae
Source: the annotation of a GenBank genome assembly